Molecule: messenger RNA, 1706 nt
Organism: Colletotrichum navitas
Lineage: Eukaryota; Fungi; Ascomycota; Sordariomycetes; Glomerellales; Glomerellaceae
Product: TfdA family taurine catabolism dioxygenase TauD
Exons: 3
Coding region: 147-1355 (402 amino acids)
Molecular function (GO): oxidoreductase activity
Source: RefSeq, a predicted model, not a curated record
CUUUCAAGACAGCCAGCUACUGCAUCCCGUCGUCGCUGAUUCUUCUGCUUCGUCGUCUUCUGCGGCUUGUUCUUCCACUCCCCCCCCCCCUCAUCGUGGCACCUCAAAAGACACCCAAUUGAUAACCCCCCAAUAAACACACAACCAUGGCGCCAGGAGCCCUCAUCGACGAGCCCGUUCAGCCCGCUCAGGGCCCCUGGAAGGGCAAGAACGACAAUGCUCCUAGGGAUAUCUUCCCCGACGGCAUCCGCACUUCGGGCCAGCACAACCCCCUUUACGACGUGUUGCGCCCGUACGAAGAGUUCCCCAAGGAGAUCUCGGGUCCGACCGUCUGGCACAAGGAAGAGUUUGAGCAGCACCCCGAGAAGUGGACGCACCGCUUCACUCCUGAGGAGGUUGAGGAGCUUGGUCGCACCUCCGACGCCUUCAUCGCCAGCAAUACGCCUCUGACGGGCAUCUCCAAGGACAACUUCCCGCUCCCGACGCUGGGGAGGCGCCUCAUCGACCUCCGCGAGGACCUCAUCAACGGCAAGGGCUUCAUUCUCUUCAAGGGGUUCCCCGCGCAGGAAUGGGGCCCGCACAAGACGGCGGUCGGGUACAUGGGCCUCGGCACGUAUCUGGGCUAUUUCGUGUCGCAGAACAGGCGUGGCCACGUGCUGGGCCACGUCAAGGAUGUGGGCGACGACCCGACGCAGAUCGACAAGGUGCGCAUCUACCGCACGACGGCGCGCCAGUUCUUCCACGCCGACGACGGCGAUCUCGUCGGGCUGCUCUGCGUCCACCGCGCGGCCGAGGGCGGCGAGAGCGACCUUGUCAGCAUCCACGCCGUGUGGAACGAGCUGCAGCGGUCGCACCCGGACGUGGCCGAGCUUCUGACCAAGCCCGUCUGGUACUUUGACCGCAAGGGCGAGGUGUCGGAGGGCCAGGAAGAGUGGACACGCCAGCCCGUAUUCUACAUUGAGAACGGCGGCAAGGGGCGGGUGUACUGCAAGUGGGAUCCGUACUACGUGCGCUCCCUGACGCGCUUCUCAGACAAGGGCAUCAUCCCGCCGCUGAGCGAGGCGCAGCUGCACGCGCUCGAGACGCUCGAGAACACGUGCCAGAAGCUGGCGCUGCACAUGAUUCUCGAGGUCGGCGACAUCCAGUUCCUGAGCAACGCGCACUUGCUGCACGCCAGGACCGCGUACAAGGAUUACCCUCCGCCGGCGCCUCGCCGCCACCUCCUCCGCCUCUGGUUGUCGACGCCGGAGACCGAGGGCGGGUGGGCGCUGCCGUUCCCUGACAGCAAGGAGCUGAAGCGCGGCGGCAUCCAGGUCAACAACACGCCGCCUCGUGCGCCGUUGGACGCCGAGUAGGCGAGGAACUGAAGCGAGAAGCAUGGUAAAAGAACUGGACGUUGUUAUUAUUUUGUUAGUCUUUGGGUGUCGUGUUUAUAUGAAUAGCGCGUUAGAUGAGGACGGGGGCAAACCACGCGAGCCGUUUAGCUCUUUCGAGAUGGUGGCGCUUCCUUGUAAAGUCGGAAUAGAAACGACGUUGCGUAUAGUGUCGAACAGUGGGUUUGAAUAGAUAGAUAGGCAACUCAUAAACCAAACAAGUAAAAAAAGUCAAAUAACAAGGACCUUGGUCGUAACGUGUGAUACAUGUCCCCACGGACGCUAUGUGUGGCACGGCGAGCAACAGCGAAAGUGAGGCAAUACCGUUGUAUU